Messenger RNA from Nematostella vectensis (starlet sea anemone), 2168 nucleotides. RefSeq names its product ras-like protein RAS2. The record is from RefSeq and is a predicted model, not a curated record. Gene Ontology annotation, cellular component: plasma membrane. Bases 138 to 725 code for a protein of 195 amino acids. Gene Ontology annotation, biological process: signal transduction. The transcript is spliced from 8 exons. Gene Ontology annotation, molecular function: GTP binding; GDP binding; GTPase activity. Lineage: Eukaryota; Metazoa; Cnidaria; Anthozoa; Actiniaria; Edwardsiidae.
CUCAUUAGCGUCGAGUUAUGCGCGGAAUGACUCGCCCACCGCCCUAACUUUUAUCGACAACAAACAAGUUAUAUGUGAGGGAAUUCAGCCCUAAAUACUUCACAACAUCGGCUCUGAGUAUCGCCCAAGCUACCAUAAUGGCUAGAGAGCAAAAAGACGUGGAUAAACAAUACAAACUUGUGGUUGUUGGAGGUGGUGGUGUUGGUAAAAGUGCACUGACUAUCCAAUUUAUCCAGAGCCACUUUGUGAGCGAUUACGACCCAACAAUUGAGGAUUCGUACCGAAAACAGUGUGUAAUAGACGAAAGAGUGGCUCAUUUAGAUAUUCUUGAUACUGCAGGACAAGAGGAGUUUAGUGCUAUGCGAGAGCAGUACAUGCGAAGCGGAGAGGGUUUCUUACUUGUCUUUUCAGUAACAGAUCGAUCAAGUUUUGAAGAAAUAAACAAAUUUUAUAACCAAAUCCUUAGAGUAAAAGAUAGGACAGAAUUUCCUAUGAUUAUUUGUGGUAACAAAUCUGAUUUGGAAUAUGAACGAACGGUUUCUACAGCAGAGGGCCAAGAACUUGCAAGGCAGUUGAGAAUACAAUACUUGGAAACUAGUGCAAAGCAGAGGACGAAUGUCGACCAGGCAUUCCAUGACCUUGUUCGUGCAAUACGGCGAUUCACAGUAGCGACUGAGGCCCCACCCAAAGACAAGAAGUCAGGCAAAAAGUGUACAAUUCUAUAGAGUGACCAAAGCCUUACAUAUGUUUCUUGCCUGUAAUCACUACGAUGCUGUUGGCAGCACUAAGCCUAAUCAGGCGUUAUGACUGGGUUUCCUGUGGCGGGUUCUCACAUGUGUGACAUCACAGGAAAUAAUUAAGCUCGUCCCAGACCUCUCACCAUCUCUUCAAGCACAGGAAGCCUUAUUGGGUCUUGGCUGGGCAAUAGCAUCUACUCAGCAGAAUGCUUGCCGAACCUUUCCUUUUUUCAUGUCAAAGAUUUCAAAUUACAGAACAAUGGUUAUUUUGGUAAGGGAAAGCUGUGGUCCAAGGAAUAAUUUAUUUGUUAUCAGGAAGGGAUUGUCAUUUCUGACGUACCUCUAAAAUCAUGCAUUGAUAUUUUUAGUCUUUGAAAAAGGGGGGAAGAUUUGGCUCGAACCCUGUGUAAUAAUCAGUGAAUUGAAUCACAAAAGCUUCUUUUGUUUGGUAGAACGAAUCAUGAUGAAAACAGAGCUGAUAAGAAAGGUGUCCCGCGGAAAUUGUUUUUUUCAUCGGGGUAAAGCCAAGGAUUUAUUAUCCCGGUACAGUUUUCCGUCUAAAAUGCUAUGGAAUUAAAUAAGGUAAACCAGUCUGCCAUUCUAUGCUCCCAAAUAAUCCAAAGUCAUGCAAAGGAUGUUAACAUUUCGCUAAAUCAAUCAAGAAGAUGAUAUAUUUUAACCAAGUUGUUUUUGAAGUAUCAGAUUUCAGUCGUGAUUUUUUGUCCAGCUCUCGUGCAAGUAGAUUGUCGUAUUUGUAAACAAUACCCAAAGAGUAGCUGAUCUGCACUAAAAAGACUCUAAGAAGACCAUUUCCUAGCUAAAUACCAAGUGUGAAAAAGCAUCCAUUUCCAUCGGCUGGUUUGGGAAAGCUAUUUGUGAUUUUUUAGAUUUUUUUUUUAUUGAAUUCCGUAAAUCGUGAAAUAUUAAACAUUGUUUGAAGGUGGUUAUUUUGAGAUUUCGUCACAUAUUUUUUCCAAUAUUGGAAAAAAACAAUGAAAUAGGUGUGGCUCUUUUAAGUCCUUGCAACCGACCUUACAGACAAUGUUUUUUAAAUCAUAUUUAAUUAAUCAAAAUAUUUUUUAUUAAAUUAAUUUCUAAAUAAUGGACAUCAUCAAAAAUAUCUAUGCAUUUUACGUUUUAUCAAUAGAAUAGAGUCGUUUGUGCGUAGAAUGGAGUGAACUUCACAGCUAUUUACGCGGAUUUAUUUCCCUACACCUUGCAAUGAUGUUAAUCGCGGCACGGAAAUUUCGUCUCACCAUUCGGGCACAGAGACUUAGAGGGUUCCCCCCCUUGUUGGGCGUGGCAGAUUUGGUAUCUUGAAGGGUAGGAAAUUAAGAGUAGCUAACAGGUCUCAGGUUCUUGUGAUAAGAUUUAAUUUUAAAAUAUAUUCUCUUACAGUAUAUACGAAAUACAGAAGGCUAUUUAUCAGUA